AUGUCUUGUGCACCAGAUUAUUUCGAUCAUGCUUUACCUGAUCUAAUACCAUCUCUAGAAUAUGCAUAUAAUUUAUUCAAUAAAUUUUCUUUUAAAAGAAAAACACUUCAAUGUAGCAGUGCAACAUUAGGAUCUUCAAACUCUGUCAAGUUUGAAAAGUCUGUGGCCAACAAUAACAAUCAAAACUCUACCGAUAUAGUUCAAUUUUAA
Molecule: messenger RNA, 210 nt
Organism: Heterostelium album PN500
Lineage: Eukaryota; Evosea; Eumycetozoa; Acytosteliales; Acytosteliaceae
Exons: 1
Coding region: 1-210 (69 amino acids)
Source: RefSeq, a predicted model, not a curated record